Messenger RNA from Linum tenue, 1569 nucleotides. The record is from the annotation of a GenBank genome assembly. NCBI's taxonomy places the organism in Eukaryota, Viridiplantae, Streptophyta, Magnoliopsida, Malpighiales, Linaceae.
AUGGAAGUAGAAACACUCACUCUCAGUCUCAGUCCACUCUUCCUCCCCACUCUCAUCAUCAUCCUCUUCCUAACCACCAUCCUCCUGAAGCAAAAGCUGGCCCACGCUACUCCCGGCCCAACACUGCCACCAGGCCCAACGAAGCUGCCCAUAAUCGGAAACCUCCACCAGCUGGCCUUCUCCUCCCUGCUCCCUCACCGCCGCUUCCGCGACCUGGCCCAGCAGCACGGGCCCGACGGCCUGAUGCACCUCCAGAUCGGCGAGACGUCGAACGUCGUCGUUUCAUCCCCCGAAAUCGCCCAAUUGUUCAUGAAAACCCACGACCUCAACUUCGCCACCAGGCCCAUCGUCCAGUCCGCGAGCAUCAUCCUGUACAACCACAGAGACGUCGCGUUCGCACCCUACGGCGAGUAUUGGCGCCAGAUGCGGAAGAUCUGCACGCUCGAGCUCAUGAGCACCAAGCGCGUGGGCUCGCAGCGGCCCAUAAGGGAGGAGGAGGUCCGCAAGGCGAUGGUGGGCUCGAUCCGGCCCGGUGAGAUCGUGAACUUGGGCCGGAUCCUGGGCUCGCUGGUCUGCAAGAUUAUUUGGCGGGCCGCGUUCGGCGGGGUGGAGGCCCGUGAGAUGGAGGAAGCGUUUUUCUCGGUCCAGCAUCGGAUCGUGCAGGCCCUUGGAGAGCUCAGUCUGAGGGACGUUUUUCCGUCCAGCUGGGUUUUGAGGAUGGUCGCCGACAGGAAUGAUAGACGGCUGAAGAAGCUCCAUGCUGAAUCUGAUACCAUACUCCAAGAAAUCAUUGAUGCACAUGUAUCCAGAAGGAGAUCUGACGUUGAUCGUGCAACUGGUGGUGGUGAUGAUCAGGAUCUCGUCGACGUGCUGCUGAAUUUCACUCGUGAUAAGGCCGUCGCCACCGGCGAGUUCUCGGUCACCGAUUUUGAGAUCAAAGCAGUCAUCACUGACAUAUUCUUCGGUGGGACCCAUACGUCCUCUGUCACCAUAGAAUGGGUCAUGUCUGAACUGAUGAGGAACCCAGAAGAGAUGGAAAAGGCACAAAAAGAGGUUAGACGAGUGUUUGACGGAAAAGGAAAGGCAGUAGAUGAAGCGAGCAUUGAUGAGCUGCACUACAUGAAGCUGAUCGUGAGAGAGACUCUGAGAUUGCACCCGCCGCUUCCGUUGUUGGUUCCGAGAGAGAGCCGAGAGACGAUCGUGAUCAAAGGGUACCAGAUACCUGCAAAAACGAAGGUGGCGAUAAAUGCGUGGGCGAUCGGUCGAGAUCCCGCGUACUGGAUCGAGCCGGAUAAAUUUAUGCCCGAAAGAUUUGUCAACAGUCCCGUUAACUAUAACGGCGAUGACUUCCAGCUCCUCCCAUUUGGAGCUGGGAGAAGAAUGUGCCCUGGCGUGAAGACCGGGAUGGCUAUUGUCCAUCUUGCAGUCGCGAAUUUGCUCUAUCACUUUGAUUGGAAGCUUCCAAAUGAAAUGAAACCCGAAGAUCUCGACAUGACCGAAGUGUUUGGGAUUGUAGUUGGAAGAAAAAAUGAUUUGCAUCUCAUUCCCACCCCUUACCGUGCACCCUAA